Messenger RNA from Chilo suppressalis (striped riceborer), 3916 nucleotides. The record is from the annotation of a GenBank genome assembly. Lineage: Eukaryota; Metazoa; Arthropoda; Insecta; Lepidoptera; Crambidae.
GUUCAAUUCUAUUUUGCCUUGUUUAUUUUAAUGAACCUGUCGACUACAUAGCGACUUUAUCUGAUAUUUUGAUCAUGUUGUUGUAAUAUUAGGUGUUCAAAGUAUUCAUUAAAGAAAUAUGGAUCUAAAAGCGUUGGAUGUAUCUUUACUAAUGAAAUUAAUUAUUCAACAAGUGGAUAAUGUUACCUGUUUAGAAUGUUGCAAGUAUUACAUUGCACCUGAAACUGCAGCUUGUGGUCACACUUUAUGCCACACUUGUUGGAGGGGAAGGCGCACUUGUCCAUGCUGUGCAGCUUCACUAGAUAGGCGUUUGCUGAAACUUAACAUACCAAUGCAAAAUCGUACAGAACAUAUCCAAACUUUAGGUGAAACAUUUGAAAAACUAUUUGACACCAAAUUGGAUGAAUUCACCUUGGAUGUGUCUGUCCCAGAAAUAGAAUCUUUGGAUGAUGCCACAAAAAAUGUGAAUUAUUGGUUGGCUAGCUCUCAAAACCACUUCUCAGCUCCACUGCUUAAUUCGGAAGAAAUAAAUUCAUGUGUCCAAGAAGUAAAUAAUCCCAUAGAAAUUUCAUCAAGUAAAAUACAGAUUCAUACUAAUUCUAAAAAAAGUAGUAGUCCAAGCAAAGUUGUUUAUGUUCAACAAUCCCAACAUGAUUGGGAUAAAAUUGAACAACUUUCAGAUGUCGAAGGACACUCCACAAAUAAAGAAAACGAUAGAGCAAGAGCUAAACCAGUAUUAUCUUUAAUUGAAGAGAGCGAAUACACUUUGGGUAAUCCUCGUAGGAGUUCAAGAAAAAGAGAUUUGAAUCAAAGCGAACCCACCAUCAGAAGAGAAGACAUAUCUUUAGAAAAGUUCAAAGAUUCUAGUCCAGGCACUGACAAGAAAUCAAACAAGGGAAAAAACAAUUGGAAUAACGUCAAGAGAAUGAGGAAAGAGUUCAGUAAACUAAAUAAACAGAAUAGAAGCAAAUUAAAUGUAUCCAUUGAGAUGUGUAAGAAAGCUCAAAAUGCUUUUAAUAAUCCUGAUAUUGAUGCAAAAGAACAAAAAACUACUGAUUCUCAAUGCCCUUUGAAUGAAUAUUUAAUUGAAGACAACACACCUAUUGGUGUUAAAGAAAACCCUAAAGAAAUAGACAAAAAUGUUCUCUCAGAAAGUACUAAAUAUAAUUCCAUAGAAAAAGAUGCACAUGCUAACACUAACAUUGGCAGAGAAACUAGUUCAAACAAUGUAGCAAAUCAACCAUUAGUAGUAGUAAGUAGUCAUGUUAAAUUAGACCAUGAAUAUAAUAAAACUUAUUCUCCUACAAAACAUACAGAAAAAACAAUACCUGAGAGUAUUCAUAAAGAUCUUAAUAAUAUGUCUACAAAAUUGGCAUUUUAUAAAAAAGGUACUCUUUGCCCCACACAGGGUCAAAGAACAAAUGUACAAACUGUUAACAUUGAUGGCAGAACUAAUAAUAAUAAUUCAAAUACAGAGGACAUAGAAAUAAAUAUAAAAGUAGGCAAUACACUCACUAACAUAGUCAUCAAGAGAAAAACAAAUGAUAUUCAAUUAAAAGUAAAUACGGACAGAGAAGUACAAACCUCACAAGAGACAAAUCAAAUUGUUAAUAUACAUAAUGAAUAUACUGAAUUACAAAAAAGGCCACAAAAUGUACAAGUUAAUGUACAAGAAAAAGAUGGUGCUAAUAUUGCGAUAGCGAGCAAGGAAUGUAAAAGUAAUUCAGUUUCUAAAAACAUAUUACAGAAAUCUCUCUCUACCAAGAGAAAUACAGCUUCUGCAGACACAGUUACAGCACAGUUUGAAAUUACAGAAAGUGUUGAAAAAGAGCUCUCUAACAUAAUGGAAUGUGAAGAAAUUGUUGACAAUAACAGAUUAACUCCAAAAAAUAAAGUACCACAGACAAAAAAUAAAUUGAAGAAUAAUGAAGCUGUAAAUAAUAAAACUUCCACAUUAAAUAAAACACAAAGUACACAUGACUUCGAAAUAUUUGACAAUGGCUCAACUUGUGAACAAAAUGUGGAUCUACUCAAAGAUUCUACUCAUGCUGCUUCUGACAUAUUGGUACCCACUGUAAAUAACAAAAAAAUGUUAAGUAAUCCUGAUAAAAGGGAUAGGGAGAUUGGGGAAAUAGAUGAAAUGCCAACUCCUAAAAAAUUAAAAACUAUGACAAAUGAAAAUCCAAAGCCAGAUGAAAUUAUUUCUCCUCAUAUACUACACCAAAAAAACAAAACUAAUGUUAUUGAAAAUGAUUCAAUAAUUUAUGAUGUUGUGAUGGAUCAAGUAUUUGCAAGUAUUGAUGCAGAUAUCAAUAAUAGUGAAAAAUGCCAUAAAAAAAAUGAUUUCACAAAGUUAUCGAAAGACACUCCAGGUGUGAUAGAAAAUGAAAAGAAACAGGAGGCAAAUUUUAUUGCUACUCAAAAAAAAUCUGUAAUAGAACAUGCUAAUGAAAAAUACAGUGAAAAUAUUUUUUCUUUUCUUGAGAAAGACACUGACUCGCCUGACAUAAUUACGAAAGGAGCCAAAGACGAUGGUUCAACUCAACGUCACAUAGAUAACUUGUUAACUCCAAGAAUUUUUCAAGAUUUAGAUUCAACUCAUGAAGAAACUUUACUACCUAACUUAGAUGUUGAAAACAAAGAUAUUUGUACCCCUAAAUUUGAACAAGAUGAUUCAGAUAAAAGUGUAGUCGAAGAAACACCACAAAAAAAUAUAUCUUUCUCCAAACCCAAAAGUAAAACUGAAAUAAGUUUUGUCAAUUUACCAAGAAGUGAUUCGGGUUCCAAAAAUGAUAAUGGUGGGAGUUCAAUGAUAAAAAGUGUCAUCACUCUAUCAGACUCCAUAGUUGAUUCAAUUAAAACUAGCAAAGACGCGACUAUAGUAGAUGUUGAUGCAAAAAGGCACGCCCUAGAAACUCCUCUCACUAUAAACAGAUUUGUCGAUCACAUAAAACAUAAAUCCACUCCAGUUGCAAGAAAGUCGCUUAACUUUGCAAAUGAAAACAUUGAAGACGAUGAUGAUCCUGAGCAGACAUUAUGCCCCAGCUCGGUGAUUGCUAAAACUACACAAGAAAAGGAAAUCAUGAGUAAAGCUUUUGAAAAAACGCCAAACACGCCUGUGAAAAAAGUGUUGACAACAAAGAAUAUCAAAGUAAAUAAUAUGAAAUACUGCAUUGCUGGAUCAUGUUUAUCCACCAGUGAAUUGACUAAUGUGAAAUCGUUAUGUCGUAAAUACAAUUGGCAAUACAUUGAUAAAUAUUCAAGAGAACUCACACAUCUUGUAGUGGGUGUGGAUGAUGAAAAUAAAUCACAAAGAUCUGUGAAAUAUAUGUGCGCCCUAGCGGCGUCUAAAUGGAUUGUAUCCUAUGAAUGGGUUGAAAACUGCCUAAAAAUGAAUCUCGUUGUGGCAGAGAACCAGUAUGAGGCAUUGGACGGGACAGGGGAGCCAGGCCCAAAACGAUCACGCUUGGCGAAAAAGAAAUUAUUCCAAGGGAUCACUUUCUUCUGCAUGCCGCCUUUCAGCGUUCUGGACAUUAACACUUUAAAGGAAAUGCUAGAAGCGUCUGGUGGGCGUGUGGUGGAAGAAGCGAAGGCCGUGAAGGCUACAAGCGAUGCGCCUGCGCUGUUGCUGGCCGAACCGGAGCACACGCAAGAGGAUAGAUUCGUGUAUCUCGCUUUGGAGUUAGGCAUAGUUCCGGUGAACUACGAAUGGGUGCUGAACUGUCUGGGUAGCUACACGCUCAGCUCUGUCCACGAGCUUCUCCUGUGCCCGGCGGCUCUACUGCCCCCGCCUACCGCUAAGUGGCCCACCAUUUUGAUAUCCCGUGACAGUGAAUGAAACUUUCGUGUUUGUGUUAUGUUUAUUACGAUAUUGUUUUAACAGUAAAUAUUAAUUAAAUUAUGUUUACGAAAAAAC